This is a messenger RNA of Notechis scutatus (mainland tiger snake), 1008 nucleotides long. The record is from RefSeq and is a predicted model, not a curated record. NCBI's taxonomy places the organism in Eukaryota, Metazoa, Chordata, Lepidosauria, Squamata, Elapidae.
ACUGUGGUAGCCAUCGUGAGGGCUUCUGACAGGGAUUCUGGCAACAAUGGAGAAAUAAACUGUUUCCUCAGGCCCACUGGAAUACCCUUCAAACUUGAGUCCACUUUCAAGAACUACUACUCCCUAAUUGUUGGUGCAGUCCUAGAUCGAGAGAAGGUGGCUGAAUACAGGAUGGUUGUGACAGUGGAAGAUCAAGGUGUUCCACCACUGUCUUCCAGUCUUACCCUCUUAGUGCCCAUUAGUGACAUAAAUGACAAUGCUCCAGCUUUCCCACAGCCAUCCUACACAGUCUUUGUGAAGGAGAACAAUCCCCCUGGUGCUCACAUCUUCACAGUAGCUGCCGCAGAUCCAGACAUAGCUGAGAAUGCCCUGAUCACCUACUGGAUAGAUGAGAAUCUCUGGCCAUUGUCAAGCUACAUCUCUGUACAUUCGGAGAGUGGAAAGCUCUAUGCUUUGCAGUCCUUGGACUAUGAGGAGUUGAAACUGCUGGAGUUCCAGGUGAGAGCCAAGGAUGCCGGAAUGCCCUCCUUAUGUGGCAAUGCGACUGUUCAAGUCUUUGUGAUGGAUGAGAAUGACAAUGCACCUUCUGUAUCAAGAUCAUCAGAAGAGAACCUGAUUCUUCUAGUGGUCCCUUUGAUGCCUGGGCAUAUUGUAGGCAAGAUCCACGCUUUGGAUGCAGAUUCUGGAUACAAUGCGUGGCUAAGCUAUGAACUGCUUGAAGAAAGCAAUGGUCCUUGGACUGUAGGGCAGUAUAGUGGUGAGGUGAGUACCAAAUAUCCUCUGGAUGAGUCAGAAGGAAGCAAAAUCCAGAGUGUGCUGGUUCUUGUAAAGGAUCAUGGGAAGCCUCAACUGUCAGCCACAGCCACCUUGAGUGUGUCACUUAUGACAAGUGGUCAGACAAUCAAAACGGAUAUUAACCUCCUCAGGUCAGGGGAGAGCUUUGCGCCCCUGGUGGACUCGAUCAACAUCUAUCUGAUCAUUGCCAUCUGCUCUGUUUCCAGCCUCUUC